AUGCUCCAGCACUUCACACUUACUUUUUGCCUUUUACAAUGGAUUCAAGUCUGUCUGUGCAGUGUCACCACAGACCCGGAGUUUGGUGUUCUGGAGGGCAGGAAUCUCACUGUUCCAUGCCAUUAUGAGCCUCAGUAUGCUGGAUAUGUAAAGUACUGGUGCCGUGGGCGCAUGAAGGAGUUCUGCACCAGCCUGGCCCGCACAGAUGAGCCCAGCCCUGACAUCUCAACACUCUCAAAGCAGAAAGUCACAAUUUAUGACGAUCCGGUGCAAUUGGUUUUCUCUGUGACCAUGACGCAGCUGAAGGAGGAAGACUCUGGCUGGUACAUGUGCGGAGUGGAGAAUGGAGGCAUUUGGAGUGCCGAUCCACAUGCAUUCACGGACAUAAAGGUCAUUCAUGGUAUGUCGGUGCCCCACAGCAGACUGAGCGGAGAAGAAGGAGGCAGUGUCUCGGUUGAGUGCUUAUACAGUGAAAAAUACAGAGAGAGCCCAAAGAAGUGGUGCCGCAGCGGGGACUGGAGCUCCUGUCUGCACACAGACUCUGAAGGCGUGCACUCAGACGGCUCAGUGGACAUAAAAGACGACAGAACUGGGGCAUUUACUGUGACCUAUAAGAGGCUCCAGGUGAGGGACAUGGGCUGGUACUGGUGUGGAGCCGGAUCACAGAAGGUCGCGGUGCACCUCCAGGUCCUGCGUCGGGCCACCACUAUGAUGCCUGUCACAACUUCAUCCACUGAAAGUGUGCCUCAGCCCAUCACCAGCACAUCCUGGAACACUCAAAGUUAUGUCCUGGGCUCCGCGCUGGUGUGUGCCUCUUUCCUGCUCAUCCUGGGAUUUGCCAUAUUUGCACGAAAGAAACUGCUCAAGAAUGAUCCUGAUCCAAGACACGACGCGGAGAUGAAAGUCAGAUUCAAUGACUAUUCCGAGGAGGUGGGGGAGACGCAAACAUCUGCUAUAGUUUUCCUCAACAAGAAUUCCCAGAGUUCAUACAUGCUUUGA
Molecule: messenger RNA, 999 nt
Organism: Knipowitschia caucasica
Lineage: Eukaryota; Metazoa; Chordata; Actinopteri; Gobiiformes; Gobiidae
Source: the annotation of a GenBank genome assembly